AUGCAGCAGGUGGAUAUUUACUCCAACGCUUCAGCCUACCUGGGCGCAAAUGGGGAGCCCCCUCUGUCGCGCACAGGCUUCAUCAUUCUGGCCAUCAUCAUGGCCGCUUUCACCGUUCCGGCCAUCGUGCUCAACGCUACAGUGAUCAUCGUGUCCCUCAUGCACAAGCAGCUGAGGCAGCCGCUCAACUACGCUCUGGUGAACAUGGCAGUGGCAGACCUGGGCACGGCCAUGACCGGAGGGCUGCUGUCUGUGGUCAACAACGCCCAGGGCUACUUCUCACUGGGGAGGACCGGCUGCGUCAUGGAGGGCUUCGCAGUCUCCUUAUUUGGCAUCACCUCUUUGUGCACAGUAGCUCUGAUCGCAGUGGAGAGGAUGUUUGUGGUGUGUAAGCCUUUGGGACAGAUCACCUUCCAGAGGAAGCAUGCAGCAGCAGGUAUCCUCCUAUCGUGGCUGUGGUCCCUGACAUGGAACCUGCCCCCCCUCUUCGGCUGGGGUAGGUAUGAGCUGGAGGGGGUGGGGACGUCCUGCGCGCCGGACUGGCACAACAGGGACCCCCGGAACGUCUCCUACAUCCUUUCCUAUUUUGCCGUCUGCUUUGCUUUUCCUUUCCUCGUCAUCCUGGGGUCGUACUCUAAACUAAUGUGGACGCUGCACCAGGUGUCCAGGAUGGCCUGCGUGGAAGGAGGCGCCGCAGCCAAAGGAGAGAUGAAGGUGGCGUCCAUGGUGAUUCUCAUGGUCCUGACUUUUCUCAUCAGUUGGUUGCCCUAUGCCGGCCUGGCCAUGCUGGUUGUCUUUAGCCCCAGCGUGAAGAUUCAUCCUCUUGUGGGAACGGUGCCUGUUUACUUGGCCAAAAGCAGCACCUUGUACAAUCCCAUCAUCUACAUCUACUUAAACAAGCAGUUCAGGAAAUAUGCAGUCCCCUUCCUCUUGUGUGGAGCAGACCCCUGGGUGGAGGACGAGGCAUCGGAAGCUUUGACCACUGUGGAGCCAGCGGUCAGCAAAGUGUCUCCGUCUUGA
This is a messenger RNA of Synchiropus splendidus (mandarinfish), 1020 nucleotides long. RefSeq names its product parapinopsin-like. The record is from RefSeq and is a predicted model, not a curated record. Gene Ontology annotation, cellular component: photoreceptor outer segment; membrane. Gene Ontology annotation, molecular function: G protein-coupled receptor activity. Bases 1 to 1020 code for a protein of 339 amino acids. NCBI's taxonomy places the organism in Eukaryota, Metazoa, Chordata, Actinopteri, Syngnathiformes, Callionymidae. The transcript is spliced from 4 exons. Gene Ontology annotation, biological process: G protein-coupled receptor signaling pathway; visual perception.